Strongylocentrotus purpuratus (purple sea urchin) is the source of this 3999-nucleotide messenger RNA. RefSeq names its product pre-mRNA-processing factor 6 (gene prpf6). NCBI's taxonomy places the organism in Eukaryota, Metazoa, Echinodermata, Echinoidea, Camarodonta, Strongylocentrotidae. Bases 39 to 2837 code for a protein of 932 amino acids. The transcript is spliced from 24 exons. Gene Ontology annotation, molecular function: protein binding. Gene Ontology annotation, biological process: mRNA splicing, via spliceosome; spliceosomal tri-snRNP complex assembly. The record is from RefSeq and is a predicted model, not a curated record. Gene Ontology annotation, cellular component: catalytic step 2 spliceosome; U4/U6 x U5 tri-snRNP complex.
UUGGCGCUCUCCAUUUUCAUUAAAAAUACGAUUUCAAGAUGGCAGCGCCCGGUGCACUCGUCAACAAAAAGCGUCGAGAAUUCAUGAACAUGCCCGCUCCAUUGGGCUAUGUUCCUGGAUUGGGUAGAGGAGCUACUGGAUUCACAACUCGAUCUGAUAUUGGUCCAGCCAGAGAAGCCAAUGACAUCAGUGAUGACCGUCAUCCGGCCCCUAAGAAGAAAAAGAAGAAAGAUGAUGACGAUAACAGUGACGAUGAAGAUCUGAAUGACAACAACUUUGAUGAGUUCACAGGCUAUGGUGGUGGUCUCUUCAACUCUGGACCUUACGAGAAGGACGACGAGGAAGCCGAUGCCGUGUACGAUGCAAUCGACAAACGUAUGGAUGAGAAACGCAAAGAGAGAAGGGAGAAGCGUCUCAGGGAAGAAAUUGAGAAGUACCGUCAGGAAAGGCCUAAGAUUCAGCAGCAGUUUUCAGAUCUCAAGAGAAAGCUGGUUGAGGUGACGGAAGAUGAUUGGAACAGUAUUCCAACCGUAGGUGAUGCCCGUAACAAACAUCAGAGAAAUCCAAAGGCUGAUAAGAUCACUCCAGUACCGGACAGUUUCUUGGCCAAGCAUUCCCUGGGCCAGGGUUCCUCUACCACCAUGGAUGCACAGGUGCAGAAGGGCAUCAAGACCCCCUACUCAGGCAAGAUGACACCAGGCAUGUUAACCCCAUCAGGAGGAGAGUAUGAUCUUAGGAAGGUGGGCGAGGCAAGGAACACGCUCAUGGGUGUCAAGCUUAACCAGGUUUCAGACUCUGUGGAUGGACAGACUGUCGUCGACCCCAAAGGUUACUUGACCGACCUUCAGAGUAUGCUGCCCUCAUAUGCCGGCGACAUCUCGGACGUGAAGAAGGCCAGGCAGUGGCUGAAGGCUGUUCGAGAGACCAACCCUAACCACCCUCCAGCCUGGAUUGCGUCAGCUCGUCUUGAAGAAGUGACAGGUAAGCUGCAGGCAGCUAGAAACACCAUCAUGAAGGGCACAGAGGUAUGCCCUCGUAGCGAAGAACUCUGGCUGGAGGCAUCGAGGUUACAGCCUGGAGACACAGCCAAAGCAGUGAUAGCUCAGGCAGUGCGCAACCUUCCUGACUCUGUACGUAUUUGGAUUAGAGCAGCAGCGAUAGAAGUAGAUACCGGGGCAAGGAGAAAGGUCUACAGAAAAGCUUUGGAACAUGUGCCCAACUCUGUAAGGCUAUGGAAAGCUGCUGUGGAACUGGAAGAACCAGAAGAAGCCAAGAUCUUGCUCAGUAGGGCUGUAGAAUGCUGUUCAUCUAGUGUGGAGUUAUGGCUAGCCCUUGCCAAGUUGGAACCUUAUGAGAACGCCAGGCGCGUGCUCAACAAGGCCAGAGAGAACAUUCCCACAGACAGAAAAAUCUGGAUUUCUGCUGCCAAACUGGAGGAAGCCAACAAUAACAUGGUCAAUGUGAUGAAGAUCAUUGAUAGAGCAAUCACAUCUCUGAAAGCUAACAUGGUAGAGAUCAACAGGGAACAAUGGAUUGAAGAUGCAGAGGAGUGUGAGAAAGCAAGCAGUGUGGGUACAUGUCAAGCUAUCAUUCAAGCGGUGAUUGGAGUAGGCAUUGAAGAUGAAGACAGAGAGACAACAUGGAUGGAUGAUGCCGAUAGUUGUGCAAGCCACGGAGCCCACGAGUGUGCCCGAGCUAUCUACGCUCAUUCUCUCACACUCUUUCAAAGCAGAAAGAAGAUUUGGAUGGAAGCUGCUUAUUUUGAGAAGAACCAUGGCACAAGGGAGUCUUUAGAGACCCUUCUUCAGAAGGCUGUAGCUCACUGUCCCAAGGCUGAAGUGCUAUGGCUCAUGGGUGCCAAGUCUAAAUGGAUGGCAGGUGAUGUGCCUGCUGCUCGUCGUAUCCUGGCCUUAGCCUUCCAGGCCAAUCCGAACAGUGAAGAGAUCUGGCUGGCUGCUGUCAAGCUAGAGAGCGAGAACAAUGAAGACGAGAGAGCCAGGAGGCUGCUAGCAAGGGCCAGAGAUAGCGCCCCUACUGCUAGGGUGAUGAUGAAGUCUGCCAAGUUAGAAUGGCAGUUGGGAUGUCAGCAGAAAUCCUUAGAGCUACUGGCUGUAGGCGUCAGGGAGUAUGGUGACUUUGCUAAGCUCUGGAUGAUGAAAGGACAUAUAGAAGAAGAGCUAGGGAACAAGGAAGAGAGUAGGAAGACAUACACUCAGGGUAUGAAGAAGUGUCCCAGGUCCAUCCCACUGUGGCUCUUGGCCGCCAGGCUGGAGGAGAAAGUGGGCAACUUGACCAAAGCCAGAGCUAUCAUGGAGAAGGCCAGACUGACCAAUCAACAGUGUGCUGAUCUGUGGCUGGAGGCUGUGAGGAUUGAGAACAGGGCAGGCAAUAAAGCCAUUGCACUUUCUACAAUGGCAAGAGCAAUGCAAGAAUGUCCCACGUCGGGUAUCUUAUGGGCGGAAUCGAUCUUCAUGGAGGCUAGACCGCAGAGGAAGACAAAAAGCGUUGAUGCUCUCAAGAGAUGUGAACACGACCCUCAUGUACUACUAGCUGUCUCCAAGUUGUUCUGGAGUGAGCGUAAGCUGACCAAGGCAAGGGAGUGGUUCACCAGGACGGUGAAGAUUGAACCAGACCUGGGUGAUGCCUGGGCUUACUUCUAUCGCUUUGAACUGCUCUAUGGAAACGAGGAGCAACAAAAGACCGUACGAGACAGGUGCAUCCUGGCCGAGCCUCACCACGGGGAGACGUGGUGUGCCGUCUCCAAGGGCAUUGAGAACUGGAGGAAGAAGACCGAUGAAAUCUUACCCAUCGCCGCAGACAACGUUGUUGUUCCUUGAAACCUUGUCUCUUGUGAUCUUAUCUGGACAGUAUCUUCUUAGCAGAGGCGCCCUCAAUGAUAAUAAUAAUAAAAGCGUUACUUAUAAAGCGCUUACCACCAAAGUCUCAAGACUUUUUUUCUCUACAGGGCGCUUUUAACUUUCCCAGAAGACAAAGAGAUGCCCUAAAAUGGAAAAGAUUAGGGACUACUUUGAAUAAUGGAGAAUGUUUCAGAUCUUUCAGGGAUCACAAUUGCCCUUUGCAUUUUGUUUAGGAAGUGCUAAUGCGAAAUGUGAUCAAGCGAUUUACGAUUGUCACCCAAGUAACAUUAUACUGCAUCAAUUUCAAUGAUCAUGUUUAGUUCUUAUCGCAGUGAAAAUCAUAUUUUUAGAGAAUCCGUAAUGAAUCUAAAUCUGAGUUUUUAUUUACUACAUGUAGUGAAAGGGAAUCAUAGUGUAAGGAGGGGUUGUCAGAACCCCCUUAAUAUCACCUGGCCGAUGUGCACUUACGUGACUCAGAAUAAGUAUACAGGGAUAUGUGUAGAGUGCUACUAAUGUUUAAUUCCAGAAAUAAAAGGUAAUCAAUGAUAUUUUUGCCUGGAUAGAUCAGUAUCUCUCACAUGGAAUUUAAGCUGCGCUGUUCCUGAAUUUUUCAUAUUUCCACAAAACAAGCCAGUGACAAUAGACAUAUUUGUACAUGUAUUUGUAUGAUAUUUGAGACUGAAUGGCAAAUAUUUCUGUUUGAUAUCAAGCUAUACAUUUUUUUUCUUCAAAAUUUCUUUUAAAUUCAGUCAAUUUACUAAAAAAAAUUAUACAUGUAAUUGUAAUAAUUGUAACCAUAUGCAUAGCACACAAUGUUAUAUUUGCAAAAGUGAGUUUUGCUUUUCAGAAGAUGCAAAUUUCCUGGAAGUUUACUUAACUAGGUACAAAUAAUCUUCUUUUGGAUGAUGAACUAUUGAGAAUCACCUUUCUUUGUGUGUGUUACUAAGUCGCUUUUUAUUUUUUGUAUUUGUUCUGAAUUCUACUUGGUUAUGAUAGUGGUUUUGUAUCAUGUUAAUGUUUUCUUCUUCAAUUUUGUACAUGUCAGAUUCGAAUCUGAUGAAGUUGAAAUUCAUGUGUACUUGGAAUUCAGUGAGAUGAACAUGUUUGCUGUAAAUAUUAUAAAUACUGUAUCAUCCAUAUA